Molecule: messenger RNA, 1569 nt
Organism: Ambispora gerdemannii
Lineage: Eukaryota; Fungi; Glomeromycota; Glomeromycetes; Archaeosporales; Ambisporaceae
Source: the annotation of a GenBank genome assembly
AUGCAGUCGAAAAGAACAUAUAAAAAUGCUAUCGAAUGUCUAAAUACUCUACAAAGUAGGGCUUCAAUUUUAAAUGCCCUUGAAAAAACCGGCCCACUGAACUUCUCCGACGGUUUAUCUUUGUCGAUAAAUAAUUUUCACACGAUUGGUUAUGAGCCAAAGGAUUAUGAUAAAUUAAAUGUUAUCCAUGUUGCUGGAACCAAGGGAAAAGGUUCUACAUGUGCUUUUGUUGAAUCGAUAAUCAGAAACUAUCCUCUGAAGAAUAAGCGAAUUCGUACUGGUUUAUACACUUCACCCCAUCUUGUUUCUGUCCGUGAACGUAUUCGCAUGGAUGGAAAACAAAUAAGCGAGGAAAAGUUUACUAAAUACUUCUUUGAUUGUUGGGAUAAAUUUUACAAUACUACUACUACUGUUAACGAUCAUAUGGACGACAAUUUUCCAAAUUAUUAUAGACUUGUCACGCUAGUCGCCUUUCAUGCAUUCGUAGAAGAACAGGUGGAUGUGGUUAUCUUGGAAGUUGGAAUAGGAGGUGAAUACGAUACUACAAAUGUCGUAAAAUCACCAAUUGUUUGUGGUAUCACGUCUUUAGGAUAUGACCACCAAUUGUUAUUAGGAGAGACGAUCAACGAAAUUGCUUGGCAUAAAGCUGGAAUAUUCAAAAAAAAAGUACCUGCAUUGACCGUUGAACAACCAAAAAAAGCGUAUGAAGUAUUAAAGCAGCGUGCAGCUGAAAAAGAGGUGAUUUAUUCAAUAGACUCGAAGAAUUCUUUUCAUAUUCGCCUAAAUGGAAGACACCAAAAAAUUAACGCAGCACUUGCGAUCGAAUUAUGUCGCGUCUGGUUUCAAACGUGUCAUAGUAACCUUAAUAUUGGAGGAUUGUCAUCAGAUAAAGUGCCACAAGAAUUUCUUAUCGGAUUAGAAAAAACCCGAUUGUCCGGUCGUGGGCAAAUUAUAAAAAUACCGACAAUGGAUCAAUUGACUUUCUAUUGCGAUGGUGCGCAUACUGUUGAAAGUAUUCAAUGUUGCAUGGAUUGGUUUCGAGAAACGGCUUUUCAGGAUUAUAGCUCAAAAAUACCUAUGUACUUUAAAAAUUACUAUGUCCCUCAAAGUAGAGAUAACGCAAAUCAAGAAAAUUCAGCAGCGCCAACAAAUGUUAAACGAAUACUGCUCUUUAAUUGCACGGGUAAACGAAGUGGUCUGGAUUUGUUAAAAGUGAUUACUGCUUCACCAUAUAUCCAAUUCGAUUAUGCUGUUUUUUGUGCAAAUGUGGUUUAUUCGGAUAAUCAUUCUGAACCAGAUUCAAAAGGACCCGCACUUUCUACUAUCUCACUGACAAAUCAAGAAUCAUUUAAGAAUGACUGGCUAAGCCUAAUUGCGCAACAGGAAACAAACAAUAAUAUUCUGGAACAGCGAGCUCAUCUAUUCCCCUCGAUUGAACACGCUAUCAACUGGAUAAAGGAAUAUGUUGUCCGUGGCACGGAAAAUAAUACUCACGUGCAAGUGCUAGUGAGUGGAAGCUUGCAUCUUGUAGGUGGUGUCCUAGAAGUUUUGGGUGUUGAUGUGGAAUAA